GCGACGUCCCUGUUACUAUAGCAACGGCCCUAAACUUUUCAGCUAGUCUUACUCGCUCUGUCGGCAGUUUACCUGUAAAAUGUCAAGCCCGCUUUCUCUUCGAAUUAGAUUCGGAAGCUCACAGGACAGGAGAAUUUACCCAGGAAAUUUUGCACUCGACCGAUUAGGAAACCAUUUGAAAAGAUAUGAAGCUCGGAAACCGCCGCAUCUCGGACCGGGCUGCUAUGACAACGAUGAGUUUCGCUCCAUUCUUUACAAUCUAGGAAAAAAACCUGAGAGUUACAAGGGAUAUGCUCUCUCUGCCCGGACUGGCACUCGUUUCCCUCCUUUUAAGUUGACUCGGCCAUCCCCUCAGCAGUUCCAGAGAGACCAGAGCAAAUCCAGAGUUCCUUUUCAUGGUAGAGCUCCGUUCGGUUCUUAUGAAUAUAAAUUCAAACUGCCAAAAACCACCGCCGAAGACAGCCCAGGCCCCGGGACGUACGAACACAUCACAAAAAGAAACAGGAAGGUGAUCUGGCCCAUGUGCUUCGGGAAACCGGACUGGUCCAAACUGCCGCAGCUGGACAAGCAGGCUGUCAAAGUGACGGUACCCGCCGACUACGAGUUUGUUAGGCACAGAGGCAGACUGGCCUAUCUGAGUUUGUACUUUUAACUCUACAGCUGAAGCAUGAAAUCACAUCACAACAUGGACGCCGCGAGGAGUCGCCUGAAGCUGCAGAAAUCCUCACCGAGCAGAUACUGUAAGAGUUAAUAAAAAAAACAAACUUGC
This is a messenger RNA of Poecilia reticulata (guppy), 769 nucleotides long. RefSeq names its product ciliary microtubule-associated protein 3. The record is from RefSeq and is a predicted model, not a curated record. NCBI's taxonomy places the organism in Eukaryota, Metazoa, Chordata, Actinopteri, Cyprinodontiformes, Poeciliidae. Gene Ontology annotation, biological process: regulation of cell projection organization. Gene Ontology annotation, molecular function: cytoskeletal protein binding.